AUGUCAGUUUUGGAACAAAUAAAAAAAGUUACAACUGUUGUAGCUGAUACAGGAGAUUUUAAUGCAAUCAAAGCAUACCAACCAACUGAUGCAACAACAAAUCCAUCUCUUAUUUUAGCUGCAUCAAAAAUGGAAGCAUACUCAAAUUUGAUUGAUAAUGCUAUUGAGUAUGCCAAAAAAAAUGGUGAUAAAUUGAGUACAGAGGAAAAAAUUUCUUUAGCUGCUGAUAAAUUAUUUGUACUUUUUGGUAAAGAAAUAUUAAAAAUAAUUCCUGGUAGAGUUUCAACUGAAGUUGAUGCAAGAUUAUCAUUUGACAAAAAUGAAUCAAUUAACAAAGCAUUAUCUAUUAUCAAGUUAUAUGAAGAGGAGGGUAUUUCAAAGGAAAGAAUUUUAAUUAAACUUGCAUCUACAUGGGAGGGAAUUCAAGCUGCUAAGGAACUUGAAUCUAAGUAUGGUAUACAUUGUAAUUUAACACUACUUUUUAAUUAUGAACAGGCUAUUGCAUGUGCACAGGCUAAUGUUACACUUAUAUCACCAUUUGUUGGGAGAAUUUAUGAUUGGUAUGUUAAGAAUACUGAUGUUAAGGAGUAUGAUCGUAAUACAGAUCCUGGUGUAAUAUCAGUUAAAAAAAUAUAUAAUUAUUAUAAAAAAUUCGGGUAUAAAACUCAGGUUAUGGCUGCUUCAUUUAGAAAUACUGAAGAAAUUAAGGGGCUUGUUGGAUCAGAUUUAUUAACAAUUUCACCAAAUCUUUUAUUAAAAUUAGCUGAAGAUAAUGAGGUACUUCCAGUUGUUCUUACUAUUGAAAAUGCUAAAAAAAGUGAAGUUAAUGAAAUUAAUGUUACUGAAUCAGUCUUUCGUUGGGCAAUGAAUGAAGAUACCAUGGCUUCAGAGAAACUUGCUGAUGGUAUAAGAAAAUUUGCCGUUGAUGCAAGAGAAUUAGAAAAUUUAAUUAAAAAGAAACUAUAA
Molecule: messenger RNA, 966 nt
Organism: Strongyloides ratti
Lineage: Eukaryota; Metazoa; Nematoda; Chromadorea; Rhabditida; Strongyloididae
Product: Transaldolase
Exons: 1
Coding region: 1-966 (321 amino acids)
Biological process (GO): pentose-phosphate shunt, non-oxidative branch; pentose-phosphate shunt; carbohydrate metabolic process
Cellular component (GO): cytoplasm; intracellular anatomical structure
Molecular function (GO): transaldolase activity
Source: RefSeq, a predicted model, not a curated record